This is a messenger RNA of Fusarium subglutinans, 1503 nucleotides long. Its product is annotated as trichothecene 3-o-acetyltransferase. NCBI's taxonomy places the organism in Eukaryota, Fungi, Ascomycota, Sordariomycetes, Hypocreales, Nectriaceae. Gene Ontology annotation, molecular function: acyltransferase activity, transferring groups other than amino-acyl groups. Bases 1 to 1503 code for a protein of 500 amino acids. The record is from RefSeq and is a predicted model, not a curated record. The transcript has a single exon.
AUGGCUCCCGCUAAAACAGAGGUUCAGGUCGUAGACCAACCCGCUCUCCACUCCAAGACCGUCGCUACCGAAGAGGUCACACCACUUCCUGAUCUCGCUCCCCCUUUACUUCCCACCGAGAAGAUUGGCCCUAUGGGAUGGAUCCGAAGUCUUCUGCACUUUGAGCUUGGUGAGAGUUACAAUGCUGAGGAGAUAACGUCUAUUCUUAAGACGGCUUAUUCAGCGUUCAAAGAGCGUACACCUAUUGCUGGGUGUGAGGCUGUUCCUACUGCUGACUAUCUCGAGACGGGGCUGUUGCAGCUCCGUCAUUAUGGUGAUGAGAUUGAACAUGACUUUCUCGUCAAGGACCUUCGCGACCAAGACUUUCCUUGUUUUGAGGAGCUGAAGCGUCGGGGAUAUCCUACCUCUGUUCUGGACCCUGAUGUUGUUUGUCAACGGGGUCUAGGUGGAGAAUGGCCUCGUGCUGGGGAUCGACUGAACACUACCAUGGUGCAGCUCAACUUCAUCAGGGGCGGUCUUCUUCUCAACGUCCUUUUUCUUCACGCCUACAUCGAUGGCACAACAGCGUACAAGUUUACUGAGAUCUUCGCAGAGGAAGUCCGCAAAGCUCAAGGCCUGCCUAUCACGAACCCAGCCGAGAUCCCUUGCGAUGAUAGAGCCAAGUUAAUGAAGCUAUCUGAUACCAUCGUCGGCAAGCCCGAGGAUCAUCCAGAGUACGUCGAAGUACCCUUCACACCUGAAGGACCCCCACCAAAACUAGCUUCACCAAUUCACCACGGCCACAUCUUUUACUUCUCCCCUGAGAAGAUCCAAGAACUCAAAGAAGCUGCAGCGCCUUGCAAUGCAAAGCUUUUCAAGUCGGAUGGCAUUUCUUCGUACGUCUCCACGACCGAUGCUUUGACUGCGCUGGUCUGGCGAUGCACUAUGAUAGCACAGCAUGGGAAGAAGGAGGGCGAGGAUAAACCCACUGGCCCAUCUAUGGUUGGCCUGGCUCUUGAUGCUCGCCGUCGUGCUGGAAAGCCUAUUCACAAACAUACUCUUGGAAACAUUCUUGGCUUCGCACCAGCCGUCAUGGACAUCGAGAAGAUUCUAGAACAUGACGAUGCUAGCCUGGCAGACAUUGCUCUUGUUGUCCGAGGCGCCGUGAACAAGUCCAAGGACUCGUAUCUCGCUACCAUCAGCUCUCUCGUGGAUGGUCUUGGUAACGUGUCACGACUGGUACCUGUCAUCUUCCUAGACAUGCCAGGCAACCAUGCGUUAUUCUCUUCAUGGAGAGAGUUUCCUUUCUAUGAUAUCCAAUGGGGUCCUGCGCUGGGAGAUCGAAUCAAAGCCAUUCGACCACCUUCAGUGGGAGUGACUCACUCAAUGCAUAUUAUUCUGCCUGAUCGGCCUGAGGCAGGUCCUGGUGUCGAAGUGUUUGUUGGUACUGAGAAUAGCGCGAUGGAAAGUUUGUUGGAGAACCCUCUCUGGAGACAAUAUGCUCAAGGACCGGAGAAGCCGUGA